CCAGUGUGUAGCUUCAUAUUUCAAAAUUUACAUCGGUGCAUGUUUAUUGUUUUGUCUACAACCCCUACAAAAGCUAUUUUGCAAUAUAGCAGCGAAAGAAUAUAACGGCACGGACACUCUAGCGCUUAUCAUAGUACAUGUAUUAGAGGUUUCGAUAUAUACGUUUUUUUAAUCCCAUCUCCGACAUAAACUUUAAGUACUUCCAGUUCUACAUACUAUGCCAGCUAUCAUGGAGGGCGGUGACGAUUUAGAUGACGGUCUUAUGUAUGACAGCGAUAUUGUCGUUUCUGACGACGAUGAUAAUGAGACGGGUAAACCGAAGUAUGAGCUACGACCACCAUCUCCAGGACUAACGUCGGAUGUGGCAGAGGUGGCCAAAAUGGGAAGGAUAAAGGGAGAGAAACGGGGGUCUGAUUACAUAGAGGCCGAGAAAGCUGAAGCACUUGCGAAGGAGAAAGAAAACAGUAAAAGUAAUAAGAAACGAAAAACAUCCAGUGCCGAUGGGACCGCUAAGGGUACAAAGGGUGCAAACAAACAGAAAAAAUGGAAAGAAAAGGAAGCGGCCCAACAGGCACAAAUAACCGGUAACGGCGAGGCUCAGGGUGCCUUUGUUUGGACCGAAUUCGUGAACGAAAAGGGUAAUAAGAUGACGGAGAUAGAACUCGAGGAAGUCACAUUUAACCCCGUAGCCUGCUUUGUCGACCCUUCGGAUGCUCAUACAGGAGUGGACAGAAAUCUUAAGAUGUUGCGCCCUUUUAUGAAGAAUGGCAUCGACCAGUGGAAAUCGGUCUUCUCACGCCGAGGUCUGGGACCUCAGAAAGCGUGCAAGCUCAAAGGUGCACCGAAUGUUAUUAUCGUUACACACACGGCGAUGGGUGCCGCAGAUAUAUACAAAGACCUGAAGGAAUUCAGUCAAGUGUGCCGGGUGGCAAAGCUAUUUGCUAAGCACAUCAAGGUGGAGGAACAGAUCAAAUACUUACAAGAGCACGCAGUGAGGAUUGCUGUAGGUACACCCAACCGGAUCUCCAAGUUAAUUGAAGAAGGUGUACUCAAUUUAAGCAAUUUGACAUACGUGAUCGUGGACUCGCGGAAGGACAUCAAGAAUCAGAACAUCUUUAACGUCAAACAGAUCAAGUCCGAUUUUCUCGGCGAGCUUUGUCCCAAUCACAUAUUUCCAUUGAUGAAGAAGAAUCAGACUAAGAUGAUGCUAUUUUAAAUAGAAUAAACUAACAUAGGUGGUUUUUGUGAGCUGUUAAGAAAUAUGUAUCGCAAAUCUAAAUUGUCAACAUCGAAGCGCACAAUCAUUUCCGAAAGUCCGC
Molecule: messenger RNA, 1319 nt
Organism: Sphaeroforma arctica JP610
Lineage: Eukaryota; Ichthyosporea; Ichthyophonida
Exons: 5
Coding region: 218-1216 (332 amino acids)
Cellular component (GO): nucleus; 90S preribosome
Source: RefSeq, a predicted model, not a curated record